UGAGGUUUUAAAUGGAGGAGAGAACUUCAAAUCUUAAUUCUUGCAGUUAUGAACAGGGGGAGCCUAGUAAUGUAGCAUCAUAUAAUAUGAGUGCAGGUCAUUAAUCCUUACAUUUCUUCUCUAGGAUGGUACCCCAUUUGGAUCUUCUUCUUCUUGCCUUCGUUCAUGGCACCUUAAUCUCUUCUGUCCUCCUAGUUGCUAUCUUCUUCAUCUUCAUUUGCCUCCUGCUUGCCAUCUCUGUUACACUCUUCUCUAUCCUGCUAAUCGAUGCAUACGAUCUCCUCUGUUUAGCUUCUUCUUCAUUUGAUACCUUGAAGGACAAUUUUGAUCUGGGUUUUUCAUUUUUAACUUACAGGUCAAUGGGUUUCGCUGUUGAUACCAUUUUAGCUCUCACACCUUCAAUGCAACGAGCAAUCUCAGAGCUUAAAGCAAUGGCAAGACAUGUCAUAGAUCAUCUCAAACAAUACUGAACUUUUGAGGAGCUCAGUAGCAACUCGGCCACAGGAGCCGAUUCACUGAGUUAGCCAGUAACCAUUGAAAAGGGCAUAAUCGUCACUCCUGAGUCGAAUCUGUUCUGUUCUUAAGAAGCCUAUCUCUAAUCUCCUUACCCUUACAAGUAUGAGUCUCUGUGUCUUUUUCUUCUUUGAACUCUGAGUCAUGGCUUCAUCUCUUCGCUUGAAUCAAUCCUAUUUUUCUCUCUCUUAUUCAUCUUCAACACCUAAACCUCAAAGAAACAGCUUCGCGAUAGUACGAUGCGGCCCAAGGGACAACCGGGGACCUCUGCAUCGCGGGCGAAUUCUGAGCAUAGAAGCAAUUCAAGCCGUUCAAGCCCUGAAGAGAGCUGAAAGAGUUAACGAAACCCAGAUCGACGAAUUCGUCUCCAAAACCCUAUCGCGUCUUAUCAAGCAAGACCUACUUGCAUCUCUGAAGGAGCUUCUAAGGCAAGAUCGAUGCCAUCUCGCCCUUAAGGUCUUCGAAGUUGCAAGGUCUGAGCCCUGGUAUAAGACUGAUUGUUCUCUGUACGCAGACAUUGUGGCGGCAUUGGCGAGGAAAGGGAUGACGGAGGAGAUAGAUAAUCUGAUAGAUGUGGAUCUGGAAAGGGAUGGGUUGGGCGCCGGUGAAGAACGAGGGCUUUCUCGGCUAGUUAAGGCGUUGACUGCGGCGGAGAGGACGGAGUCGGUGGUUAGGGUUUAUGGAUUGAUGAAGAGAUGUGGGUGGAGAUCUGCAUCUGCCGCUGCUUCUUCGACUGACGAGUAUGUGAUUAAGGUAUUGACCAGAGGGUUGAGGAGAUUGGGGGAGCAAAGAGUAGCUGACGAAGUUGAAAUGGAGCUUAUGGGCUCUGUCACAGGUGGCAAAUUGGAUGAACUGAGUGCUUGACAUAGAUGUUUUCCCCCCAUUGUUAGGGUAAGGUGUGCUGAACAGAGAUGAGGCCUGUUUGGUUGUUUGCCUGUUUUACUAUCCUCCUUGUUUGUAGAAUUAGAAAAUUGCCAGAAAAAAAGUAAGAAAAUUCGUUUAUGAUACUUUUUUUUAAAGAAAUGAUACCGACUUAUUAUAGACUA
Macadamia integrifolia is the source of this 1559-nucleotide messenger RNA. RefSeq names its product protein THYLAKOID ASSEMBLY 8, chloroplastic. Gene Ontology annotation, molecular function: protein binding; RNA binding. The transcript has a single exon. The record is from RefSeq and is a predicted model, not a curated record. Bases 658 to 1377 code for a protein of 239 amino acids. Lineage: Eukaryota; Viridiplantae; Streptophyta; Magnoliopsida; Proteales; Proteaceae. Gene Ontology annotation, biological process: Group II intron splicing; chloroplast organization.